GUUAUUAAACUACGUGAGAACAAUUUUGAUCUAAAUAUCUUCUUCUUUCUCACUUCUCAGGUUUCAAUUUCUAGUUUUCUGAAUCAGACAGAUGCAAACGUUGAGAAAUUUUUUGAGACACCCAACGAUUUCCAUUCUAGAAACAUGCAAAACGCUUAAACAAAUCAACCAAUUUCAUUCUCAAUUGCUAGUUAAUGGUUUCCUCAAUCACCCAGAUCUUUUAUCCAAAUUUGCCGCAUCAAUCGCUCUCAAACACCCAACCAAUAUCGAAUAUGCUGUUCAGCUUCUCGACCCAUCUCAUAAUCCAACCGUCUUUGCUCUCAACUCUCUCAUUCGGGUUUACUCCAAAUCCUCAACUCCUGAAUACACCUUCCGUUUCUAUAAUUCAAUAUUACUAUCAAAUCAAAAACCCGAUAACUACACCUUUACCUUCUUGAUCAAGUCUUGUGCACAGUUUAAGGAUUUGAGUUUGGGUUUGGCUGUACAUGCCACUGUUUUAAAAUAUGGGUUCCAUCAGGACCCGCAUAUUCAAAGCGGGUUAAUCAAUAUGUAUGCUGAAAUGGAGCUUCUAGGACAUUUAAAAGAUUUGUUUUUGGAUAUUAAUCAACCCGAUUUGGUAACUCAGACAGCAAUGCUAGUGGCGUGUGCAAGAUUGGGAGACAUUGCUUUUGCACGCCAACUGUUUGAUAAAAUGCCUGACCGUGAUGUCAUUGCCUGGAAUGCGAUGAUAGCGGGGUAUGUCCAGUGUGGGGAACCGUUGAAAGGAUUGGAAUUGUUUUAUGUCAUGGAAACAAAUGGUUUGAAAGUUAACGAGGGGUCGAUGGUUUCUGUUUUGUCUGCGUGCACCCGGUUAGGUGCUUUGGAUACGGGAAGAUGGGCACAUGAAUAUAUAGAGCGUAAGAAACUAAAAAUUGACGUGACGUUAGGUAGUGCACUCGUGGACAUGUAUGCAAAGUGUGGGGAUAUUAACAUGGCGAUGGAAGUGUUCUGGGGGAUGAAAGAAAAGAAUGUAUACACAUGGAGUUGUGCCAUGGGAGGACUAGCGAUGAAUGGUUAUGGUGACAAGUGCGUUGAGUUGUAUAGACGUAUGCGCCACGAAGAUGUGAUGCCGAACGAGGUUACAUUUACAUCAGUCUUAAAAGGUUGCAGUGUGGCUGGGUUUGUUGAAGAAGGGUGUAAGUUGUUUGAGUCUAUGAAAAAUGAGUUUGGGAUGGAGCCAGAGCUUGAACACUAUGGGUGUAUGGUUGAUUUAUAUGGCUUAUCUGGACGCUUAGAUGAGGCGUUAAACUUCAUCUAUAGCAUGCCAAUUCGACCACAUGCAGGUGCUUGGGGUGCUCUGCUGAAAGCUUGCAAGCUUUAUAACAAUGUUGAAAUAGCUGAACUUGCUUCUAAAAAGAUGGUUGAAUUAGAGGGUAACAAGGAUGGUGCUUAUGUGCAGUUGUCAAACAUUUAUGCUGACUACAACAAGUGGGAUAGUGUCCAUUGUGUGAGGCACAAGAUGAAGUCGAAAAGGGUUGCUAAGGUUCCCGGUGUUAGUGUGAUUCCUUGGCCCUAAGACAUGCCAUUUGUGUUUUAGUAGACAGGAUUAUGAUUCAAAUCAAUGAACAUGUUCCUGCUUUUUGAUCACUUUCCCUUCUUAAUUCUUUUAGCGUUUUAGUACAACACUUGCCCCUUAUAUAAAUUGUCCGUCAUGUUUGAAAA
Messenger RNA from Helianthus annuus (common sunflower), 1701 nucleotides. Its product is annotated as putative pentatricopeptide repeat-containing protein At5g40405. The coding region runs from base 92 to 1555 and encodes 487 amino acids. Gene Ontology annotation, biological process: RNA modification. Lineage: Eukaryota; Viridiplantae; Streptophyta; Magnoliopsida; Asterales; Asteraceae. The transcript has a single exon. The record is from RefSeq and is a predicted model, not a curated record. Gene Ontology annotation, molecular function: RNA binding; protein binding.